CCUUCUUUCAGAUUCUGAAGGCUGUUUUUGGGUUACCAGGUUCUUCUGUUUAGAAUUUAUAUUUUGAAAUUUCUUUUUGUGCUUCAGAUUGUUCAAAAAUAUAAGGGACUCAAAAACAGUAGAUAACAAUAAUUUUGUAAACAAUAACUCUGUUUCACAUGGUAUUAGUAUGGUAAAAUUGGAUGGUGCUGGUUCGUAUCUUACCUGGUCAAGGGCUUGUUUGUUGUUUACUAAAUCCAGGAAGAUGAUUGGUUAUAUUACUGGAGAAAAGAAACAACCUGUUAUGACUGAUGCUACUUACAACCAAUGGGAUUGUGAUAAUUCCCUUGUCAUGACUUGGGUUUUGAGUACUAUGCACACUCGAAUUUCUAAACAAUAUUUGUUGCUUGUCACUGCUGAAAAAUCUGGAAUUCAGCCCAGCGCACUUAUUCUCGCAAGGGAAAUGAUGCCCAGAUUUUUGAAAUUCGAAAUAAAAUUCAUGCGACUAAGCAAGGUGAGUUGACUAUCACUAAUUAUUAUUCCGAGUUAAGCGGAUUAUGGCAGGAGAUUGACUACUAUGAGGAUCUCCAAGCAAAAUGUACUGAUGAUGCAGUUCUCUUUCAACGAUGGGUUGAAAAGGAUAGGAUGUAUUAUUUUCUGGCUAUAAAGUUCCUUUUCCUUCUUUUGAGAAUACAUACUCUUAUGUUCAACAGGAAGAGAGUCGACGAGGGGUCAUGCUUGAUUCCGCACCAAUGGAGAAGUCCGGGUUAGCUGUGUCUCAUGAACAACCAAAGGCGUUCACUUCUGAUAAAGAUCACCUGCACUGUGAUUACUGUGGAAAGCCAAGGCAUACGAAGGAGACAUGCUGGAAACUACAUGGUAGACCAACUAGAGGUCGUGGAGGAAAACGUGUAGGUCCAUCAAGGGUUCAGGCUAAUAUUGCAGAAAUUGUGGAGACAUCCAGGGAAACUGCUUCUGGAGAAGCUUUGUUUUCGGAUGAAAUUCAACAUCUUUACCGUCUCUUGAAUAAACUUGACUCUUCUAAUGUUGCCACUUCUAAUUACGUGCAGUCAGAUGGUAUCUCAACUUUACUAGUCCAGUUAUGUUGUCCACAAUGGAAGAUGGAAAAAUAGUGAGAGGGCUAGCAGGGAUCCCAGAUGAAGGUCCCACGAUAUUGGUGGGUUAUCACAUGCUUAUGGGUGUAGAACUUGUCCCUCUUGUUGAAGAAUUUUUGAGGGAGAGAAAAAUUUUAGUUCGUGGUAUAGCACAUCCAACAUUAUUUUCGCAGCUGACUGAGAAUCAGACAAAUGAAGUCUCGUUCUUAGAUUUGCUGAGACUAUACGGGGCAUCGCCUGUCUCAGCUAGCAACUUCUUUAAGUUGCUUUCAACAAAAUCGCAUGUGCUGCUGUAUCCUGGUGGUGCCCGUGAGGCCUUACAUCGUAAGGGAGAAGAGUAUAAGGUGAUUUGGCCUGAUCAACCAGAAUUCGUCAGAAUGGCUGCACGGUUUGGUGCUACAAUCGUGCCAUUUGGAGUUGUAGGAGAAGAUGACAUAGCACAAUUGGUCCUCGACUAUGAUGACCUGACAAAAAUUCCCAUACUGAGUGAUCGCAUAAGAAAUAACAAUGAACAGGCAGCCAGGAUGGGCGUAAGAUUAAGGGCUGACAUGACAGGGGAGGUCGCCAACCAAACAUUAUAUGUUCCAGGCCUUUUACCAAAGGUUCCUGGACGUUUUUACUACUUGUUUGGAAAACCUGUUCAUACAAAGGGAAGGCAGGAGAUGUUGAAAGACAGAGAAAAGGCAAGAGAAUUGUAUUUGCAGAUAAAAGCUGAAGUUCAAAAUAGUAUGAACUACUUGCUUAAAAAGAGAGAGGAGGAUCCCUAUAGAAACAUCAUCGAUAGGACCGUAUAUAAGGCAUUUUCUGCUACUGUUGAUGAAGUCCCAACAUUUGAAUAUUAGCAGUAGAUUUUAUUGAUUCUUUUGUUUCUUUUUUACAUAUUAGCAUAUAGGAAUUCAUUCAUCAGUGUAAUGUACCAAGGUGAUGGAGGAAUUUCUCUUGUAAUUGCAAAAAUAUACAAGAUGUAAAUACAUAUACAUUGAGUCCAAAUAAGAAAAGAGUCAUAAGAUUCUUACAAAUCUGCUACAUA
Messenger RNA from Nicotiana tabacum (common tobacco), 2124 nucleotides. The record is from RefSeq and is a predicted model, not a curated record. Lineage: Eukaryota; Viridiplantae; Streptophyta; Magnoliopsida; Solanales; Solanaceae.